AGAAUCAAAGCCACUCAGCAACGCUGGAAUCCAUUCAGGGGGGCCUGAGCCCCCUCAUCCCAAGCCAGGAGGGCUUUGGGGGGAGGGGUGUAGCCCCUGGUAGACUCAUUGUGUGGCCAAGAGGGUCAAGGGGUGCCAGGGAGGCAGGGGCUAGCCUCAUCGGGAGAGACACGAGUGUGGUUAUCUUUCCCCCGCUAGGAGGACUGAAAGACCAUCAUCAGGGUGGGACGUCUAGGCAGCCAAGCAAGUGGUUCAGGGGGAAGGGCAGAGUAGUGACUGGCAGCCAGGGCACCAUGGCCACCAUCCAGUCAGAGACUGACUGUUACGACAUCAUUGAGGUCCUGGGCAAGGGCACCUUCGGAGAGGUGGCUAAGGGCUGGCGUCGGAGUACAGGUGAGAUGGUGGCCAUCAAGAUCCUGAAGAAUGACGCGUACCGAAGCCGCAUCAUCAAGAAUGAGCUGAAGCUGCUAAGAUGUGUACGAGGCCUGGAUCCCGAUGAGGCCCACGUCAUCCGCUUUCUUGAGUUCUUCCACGAUGCCCUCAAGUUCUACUUGGUCUUUGAGCUCCUGGAGCAAAACCUUUUUGAGUUCCAGAAAGAGAACAACUUCGCACCUCUUCCUGCCCGGCACAUCCGCACUGUCACGCUGCAGGUGCUAAGAGCACUGGCCCGGCUCAAGGAGCUGGCCAUCAUCCACGCUGACCUCAAGCCUGAAAACAUCAUGUUAGUGGACCAGACCCGCUGCCCCUUCCGGGUAAAGGUGAUUGACUUCGGCUCGGCCAGCAUAUUCAGCGAGGUGCGCUAUGUGAAGGAGCCAUACAUCCAGUCCCGCUUCUACAGGGCCCCAGAGAUCCUGCUGGGGCUGCCCUUCUGUGAGAAGGUGGACGUGUGGUCUCUGGGCUGCGUCAUGGCCGAGCUCCACCUGGGCUGGCCUCUCUACCCGGGCAAUAACGAGUAUGACCAGGUGCGCUACAUCUGUGAGACGCAGGGCUUGCCCAAGCCCCACCUGCUGCACGCCGCCCGCAAGGCUCACCACUUCUUCAAGCGGAACCCCCACCCUGAUGCCACCAACCCCUGGCAGCUGAAGUCCUCCGCCGACUACCUGGCUGAGACCAAGGUUCGCCCACUGGAACGCCGCAAGUACAUGCUCAAGUCCUUGGACCAGAUUGAGACAGUGAAUGGUGGCGGGGCUGUGAAUCGGCUGAGCUUCCCAGACCGGGAGGCGCUGGCCGAGCAUGCCGACCUCAAGAGCAUGGUGGAGCUGAUCAAACGCAUGCUAACGUGGGAGUCUCACGAGCGCAUCAGCCCCAGCGCGGCCCUGCGCCACCCCUUCGUGUCCAUGCAGCAGCUGCGUAGCGCCCACGAGGCCACCCGCUACUACCAGCUGUCUCUCCGCGGCUGCCGUCUGUCCCUGCAGGUCGAUGGCAAACCGCCCCCGCCUGUCUUAGAGGAUGGGCCUCCCUACUACCGCCUGGCCGAGGAGGAGGACACCGCAGGCCUGGGGGGCAUGGCGGGCAUGGCGGGCAUGGCAGGCAGCGGGUCCUUCUUCAGGGAGGAGAAGGCUCCAGGAAUGCAGAGGGCCAUCGACCAGCUUGAUGACCUGAGUCUUCAGGAGGCCCGACGGGGGCUGUGGAGCGACACACGGUCCGACGCGGUCUCUGACAUGCUGGCCCCACUCAAAGUAGCGAAUACCGGCCAUCGAGUCCCCGAUUCAGGCCCGGAGCCUAUCCUGGCUUUCUAUGGCAGCCGCUUGACCGGCCGCCACAAGGCCCGCAAGGCUCCCGCGGGCUCCAAAUCUGACUCCAAUUUCAGUAACCUUAUCCGGCUAAGUCAGGCCUCCCCAGAGGAUGCUGUGUCCUGUCGGGGCAGUGGCUGGGAGGAAGGAGAAGGCCGUGGGGCCUCCACAGAGCCAUCUAUCAUCUCACAACGGGAAGGAGAUGGGCCCAGCAUCAAAGACAGGACCAUGGACACUGAGAGGUCAGGCCCUGAGCUCUUCGAUCCAAGCAGCUGUCCUGGAGAGUGGCUGAAUGAGCCAGAAUGGACCCUAGAGGGCAUCCGGGGGUCUCGAGCUCAAGGGCUCCCCGCCCGCCAUCCCCACCCACAUGGGCCACCCAGGACCACCAGUUUUCUGCAGCAUGUUGGAGGGCACCACUGAUGGGGACCCCAUCCCGAUUGUUUUCUGGGGUCUGAGCUAGCUGGGCUGGCAUUCCCUCUUGCUUUGAAAUGGCUCCUUAGAGCCAUCCUUUGAACCCACAGAUUAUUCUUACAGAAAAAUAGCUAUCCAGAAUAUUCCUAUUCCCUGCCCCUGGCAACAUGCCUAUAUCCCACCUUAAAUGUUGGAGGCCUUUAGUGUCUGGCCUGAGGCUCUGAGGCCAGUGAGUCAGGAAGAGGACUACACCUCACUGGCCAGGACCGUGCCUGGGCCCACUUGCCUCUGUGUAUUUCAAUAAAUAACUGUUCCAAACCCUGC
Molecule: messenger RNA, 2468 nt
Organism: Peromyscus leucopus (white-footed mouse)
Lineage: Eukaryota; Metazoa; Chordata; Mammalia; Rodentia; Cricetidae
Gene: Hipk4
Product: homeodomain interacting protein kinase 4
Exons: 4
Coding region: 294-2153 (619 amino acids)
Biological process (GO): peptidyl-threonine phosphorylation; peptidyl-serine phosphorylation
Cellular component (GO): cytoplasm; nucleus
Molecular function (GO): ATP binding; protein tyrosine kinase activity; protein serine/threonine kinase activity
Source: RefSeq, a predicted model, not a curated record